This is a messenger RNA of Tripterygium wilfordii, 1783 nucleotides long. Its product is annotated as protein SMAX1-LIKE 8-like. The record is from RefSeq and is a predicted model, not a curated record. The transcript has 3 exons. Bases 158 to 1633 code for a protein of 491 amino acids. NCBI's taxonomy places the organism in Eukaryota, Viridiplantae, Streptophyta, Magnoliopsida, Celastrales, Celastraceae.
CACACACACUUUAUGCUUCAUUUAUGCCCAAAAUAUUUUCAUGGUCUAUUAAAUGAAGUUUUUUUUUUUAAUUCUUUUAUUAAAUAAAAUUUAUAAACAAAGCAAACAAAAAAAUCUGUCAGUUAACCUAGUUUUUGACAGUUAAUUCAGUUUGGCGAUGCCUACGCCGGUAAGUGCGGCCAGGCAAUGUUUGACUGCGGAAUCGGCUCACGCGCUGGACGAGGCGGUGAGCGUGGCGAGACGAAGGGGACACUCACAAACGACGUCGCUUCACGCGGUCUCUGCCAUCUUUUCCUUGCCUGCGUCGAUCCUACGCGACGCCUGUGCGCGUGCUCGGAGCGCUGCCUACUCGCCUCGUCUUCAAUUCAAGGCACUGGAGCUCUGCCUCAGCGUGUCACUCGACAGAGUCUCGUCCAGUCAACUCAGCGGCGACCCGCCCGUGUCGAAUUCGCUGAUGGCUGCCAUCAAACGCUCUCAAGCAAACCAGAGGCGGCACCCCGACAACUUCCAUUUGUACCACCAAAUAUCUCAGAACCAGAGCGCCAUGUCCUGCAUAAAAGUCGAGCUACAACACUUGGUUCUGUCGAUUCUCGAUGACCCGGUUGUUAGUCGGGUCUUCGGAGAAGCGGGUUUCCGGAGCUCCGAAAUCAAGCUCGCCAUUCUCCGCCCACUGCCGCAGCAGCUCUUCAAAUACCCUCGCUCUAGAAUCCCGCCGCUGUUUCUCUGCAACUUGACCGACAAUCCGGAUCCGGGUCCAAUCCGACGAGGUGCCAGUUUCUCGUUCUCGGGUUUCCCCAAUUUUCUGGAGGGAGACGAGAAUUGUAAGAGAAUUGCAGAGGUUUUGGGGAGGCCUAAGGAAAGGAAUCCUCUGCUUGUGGGUUUAUACGCUCAUGAUGCACUUGCAACCUUCGUUGAUGUCAUUGAAAGAAAGAAGAAUAAUACUUCUAUUUUGCCAAUAGUAUUAUCUGGGUCAUGCGUAAUCUCCAUUGGAAAGGACAUAUCGAAGCUCAUAGAUGAAAAUUCUGACAGGAGGACAGUAGACAUGAAAUUUGAGGAACUGAGUCGGUUAGUGGAUCGGAAUUCGGGUCCUGGAUUGAUAUUAAAUUAUGGGGAUUUGGACUCGUUUUUUAGUUCUGAUAACAAUGGAGCUUCGAGUGGUGAAGUAGUAAACUACAUAGUUGCUCAUUUGACAAGGUUACUGCAACUUCAUAACAAGAUGUGGUUGAUUGGUGCCACAGUAAGCUAUGAGCCUUAUUUGAAGUGUCUGAGUAGGUUUCCUUCUAUAGAGAAAGACUGGGAUAUGCAGGUCCUCCCCAUCAACUCUCUGAAGCCAUCAUUGCCUUCAUCGUAUCCCAAAUCCAGCUUGAUGGGCUCUUUUGUACCUUUUGGCGGGUUCUUUUCAUCCCCUUCCGACUCAAGAUGCUCACUAAGCACAUCAUACCAGUGCCUAAGCCGUUGUCAUCAAUGCGAUGAGAGGUGUGCGCAAGAAGUAAUUUCUAUUUCUAAGGAAGGAACAACCGCUUCUGUGUCAGAUCAUUACCAAUCUAGCUUGUCUUCUUGCUUGCAUAUGGCUGAGAUCAGCACAGACAAGAGAUUGGAUUUGUGCAGAUCAAAGAUGAUGGGAUGGUGUUAAGUACCAAAGUUGCAGGAGCUGAAAGGAAAUGGGAUGAUAUAUGCUGGCGCCUUCAUCACACUCGACCACCUGAGCGAAACAUCAACUCCACCCAGUUUCCAACUGCUGUGGGCUUUCAGGUUGCUGAAGACAAAAUUAAAAAUUGUGAUG